Molecule: messenger RNA, 1730 nt
Organism: Elgaria multicarinata webbii
Lineage: Eukaryota; Metazoa; Chordata; Lepidosauria; Squamata; Anguidae
Product: beta-1,4-galactosyltransferase 3-like
Exons: 8
Coding region: 283-1347 (354 amino acids)
Biological process (GO): carbohydrate metabolic process
Cellular component (GO): Golgi apparatus
Molecular function (GO): galactosyltransferase activity
Source: RefSeq, a predicted model, not a curated record
GGGAAGCCUCGCACCGACGCUGAAUGAGAGGCGGGCUGCCAGCGCAAGCCUGCGUGGGUUUACUCGGAAGUAACGCCCAGUGGGUCCAACGGGGCUUACUCUCCGAAACUCCAUGGAAAUCGGGACCAAACAAAUGCUGGGGUCCAAAGAGUAAGGACUUCUCUGAUUUUGUUGAGCAAACAGGUGCACCCAGUCUGAGAUCACGGUUUUCCGCCCCACCUGCCGCCACUGCCUUUCAACCGAGCUGCAUCAUGGAUAGAUGAUCUUGGCCCCGUCCUCGCCAUGCUGCCGUUGCGUGGCCGCUACCUGCUGCUCUUCCUGGGAGUGCAGCUGGUGGUGAUGGCCCUGCUGUACCGUGAGGGUUACCGGAAACGGGUUGCCUAUUUCCUAGGCAUCUUCUACAAGGGGGGCACGUUGACCAUGCUGGCCAGCUUACACAACACCUCCCUGCCAGGGGACGUCUAUGCCAACCUCAGCCUGAUUGCCCGGUCCCCCUUGCCCCCAGAAGACCUUCCCUACUGCCCUGAGGCCUCUCCUUUUCUUGGAGGCCCCAUUCGGGUGACCUUCCCCCCAGGACUGUCGCUGGAAGAUAUUAUGCGGAAGAAUCCCUACGUGAGCAAAGGCGGGCGCUACCGGCCCCUAGACUGCGAUGCCACCCACAAAACAGCCAUCAUAAUCCCCCACCGCAAUCGGGAGCAGCACCUCAAGUACCUCCUCUACUACCUGCAUCCUUUCCUUCAGCGGCAGCAGCUCAGCUACGGCAUCUACAUCAUCCACCAGGCCGAGAACUAUACUUUUAACCGGGCCAAACUCUUGAAUGUGGGCUUCAAGGAGGCGAUGAAGGAUGAGGACUGGGAUUGUAUGUUCUUCCAUGACGUGGACCUCAUUCCUGAGGAUGAUCGCAACGUUUAUACCUGCGACCGUUUUCCUAAGCAUGUGGCUGUUGCCAUGGACAAGUUUGGCUACAAGCUUCCCUACAAGACCUACUUUGGAGGGGUUUCAGCACUCAGUCCGGAGCAAUACAUGAAGAUGAACGGUUUUCCUAACAGCUACUGGGGCUGGGGCGGUGAAGAUGAUGAUAUUGCAGUCCGGGUAGCACUGAGUGGGAUGGUUAUCUCUCGCCCAUCUAUUCAAUAUGGUCGCUACCGUAUGAUCAAGCAUGGACAUGACAAGGGCAAUGAGCAGAACCCCAAGAGAUUUAACUUGCUGGCCAAGACAAGGAGAACAUGGAAGCAGGAUGGUAUGAAUACGUUGGAAUAUCAGAUGCUCUCCAAGGAACUCCACCCCCUCUACACAAACAUCACAGUCUUCAUUGGCAGUGAGAAGGGAAUGCGCCAUUCCACGUGAUGGACUUGCUACACAGUAACAUGGGGACAGGAGCCCCACCCUGCCACUGUUCCUGGAUGGAGGAAACCAAAGAAUCCACAACGGGAUGUACAGCCCUGAGCGGUGUGGUUGUGUCAUGUGGUGACUGCAGUGUCCAGCAAGGUGCUAGGAAUAAAUGUGUUCUAGGGACGAAUGGGGACUUCACACACACCCUGGCAUUUUUAUCUCGGAGGCUGGGUGGGGUCUGACUUUCUGGGACUCGGCUUGUGGGAUGCCUUUCAUACCUUGGUUGGAGGAGCAGGGCUUGACUUGACCAGAGAAGCAGGACUGUCCUUUGCAGUCUGACCUUCUGCAGCUGCUGCACCAUGGUUUGUCUUUCUUAUUAAAGUGCAAUUUAUUUUAAA